CCACCCGUCAUCUGCACUAACGGCUAUCACUGCAUCACUCCCAAAACUCUAUCCCGCAGCAAUGGCAACCACCAUGCCGCUAACCUUCUCCCCGCCACGCCUCCUCCACCGCCAAGCCAAGCUCCAGCAACCACGCCCCGCCACUCGCAUCGCGCUCCACCCACGCCGGGGAACGGCCGCCGCGCGGCUCCGCUGCGCCCCCGACGGCGAGGUCGCGACCCCAACCGCCGAGCAGCAGGCGGAAGAGGAGGAGUUCGUGCUUCUCGCGUCCAACCGCAGCGACUUCAACGAGGUCAUCAUGGUCAUCGACUCCCCCUCCAACCGCUACCUCGUCCUCGACGCCAGCCGGAAUGUCCACAGCAUUCUGCCCAAGAAGAGCCCCUGGACCAAUUCGUACUGGGAUGAGUUCGUGAGCCUACCUCCUGUUGUUCCACGGGGUCCUGUUGCACUUCUAGGUUUGGGUGCUGGGACAGCAGCACAUCUGAUGCUAGAAGUUUGGCCUUGGAUACAACUUGUCGGAUGGGAGAUUGACCCGAUGAUAAUUGAAUUGUCAAGGGAUUAUUUUGGGAUGUCCAAUUUAGAGAAAACCACAGAAUUAGGUGGUUCGCUUUCAGUGCGUAUUGGCGAUGCACUUUCUCCAUCAGUUGCAGUCGAAGGAGGUUUUGCUGGCAUUGUUGUAGAUUUGUUUGCUGAUGGAAAAGUAUUACCUCAGCUAGAAGAAGCUGAAACUUGGUUAGAAAUUGCGAAAAAGCUAAUGCCAGAUGGUCGAAUCAUGGUCAAUUGUGGUGGAGCGGAUACUGCUGUGUCUCUUGCUGCUGAUACGGGUGUUUCUUCCUGGGUUCAGAAUCCUACAAUCAAGGCCCUAUGCUCUGCAUUUCCUGGGCAACUAAACUGGAAGAGGCUUUCAGAGAAAGAGAGUGUGAAUUAUGUCGCACUGACGGGUCCCCUUCCAGACUUGGAGGAGUGGUCAACAUCAGUUCCUAGCGAGUUAAGCCCAAGAGUGAAACAGUGGGUGCCUUGCGAGCUUGCGUGAGGAUGGAAAUUUUGUUCUUGUUGUGUACUUGCUUGAACAACUUUGUCCAUCUCCUUCCUACAUGGUCCUUUUCAGUUGAGCGGUGGCUUCAGCCAGUAGCCAUCUGCGUAGGUAUCAUAUCAGCGCUCGCAUGUUCAUGGAAAAGCAGAAGGGUGACCUGUCUGGCCCCAAUUUUUGCUCUUGAAGUCUGAAAAACAGAAGAAAGAAGUCGUCUCACUAAACGGAGCUGAUGCGUCCUAUCCUGAAAUCAUGUCAAGAUAACCGUGCCGGGUGUGACCUCUGAAAGCCCGGCGCUGCACUUUUGUCAUGUCCUGCUUUUAAUUUGCAAUUUAGCAUUCAUCAUUCCAUGUCUUGGCAGUGUCAUGAAGUGACAACUUCGUUUGUCUGUCUAGACCGUUGACUGGCAAUCACUGUUCGUUGGUAUCAUUCGCUGAUGGCUAGACGUUA
Molecule: messenger RNA, 1480 nt
Organism: Lolium rigidum
Lineage: Eukaryota; Viridiplantae; Streptophyta; Magnoliopsida; Poales; Poaceae
Exons: 9
Coding region: 62-1033 (323 amino acids)
Source: RefSeq, a predicted model, not a curated record